AUAUGCUUUAGAGCUUAAAAUAAUGGUUUAUUAUUGAUAUAUGUAGUGUUUUGGAAACAUAUUAUAACAGUAAAGGAGCAUAAACGUUUAUCUUAAUUUAUUUUUUUUCAUGAUGCAUUUUCGUUUUGGUGAAUUUCUAUACCGUAUUUUUCAGGUUUAUGCAUUUUUCUUUUAAAGUAAGGAUUAUAACUUAGAGACCUUCAAGAAGAGCCUGUUCCUUUUAAUGUGAAAAAAAUUGCGGUGUUUUACUGGGCUGUUUGAAGAACACUGAAUUGUUAAAAGUAAUUCUAUUGGAACAACCUAAAAGAACAAAUUAGAACCGUCUGAAUUUGUACACUUGUAAUUCAUACUCAAAUGUGUAAAUGCUACUGAUAAAUGAUAGAUACUAAUAAGGUACAAUUUCAAGUGGGGGAAUUUAUACUGUAUAUGUAGGGUAAAAACAAAUUUGUAACCCUUAACACACAACUGAAGCUACUAGGUAUAGCAUUUUUAUAUUUUAUUUGAAUCCUUUUAUUAAAAUUCCUGGCACUGUUGUUGCAUUUGCCUUGUGUCCAUAUUUCCUCAUGACAUGCUAAUCCCUGGUGUAAAUGCGUUAUCUAUGCUUGAGGAUAUUGGGGUGAUAAUUGGAGGAAUAGAUUGCCGUAACGGUGGUAACGGGUUAAAAAAUAAAUGUUGAUUUUGAUUUCAAAAAAGUAAUCUUGAUCUUAUGCAAUUAUAUAAUAGCCUUUUUUUAAAAUUUAUUUACAAAGCCAGUGAAAAUGGGCAAAACGUGAAAAUUGAUUACGGCUUCAAAGAUUAAAUCUUGAUCUUAUGCAAAUAUAUAAUAUCCUUUUUUCUUUGUAUUUUGUUGUCUCUAGGCAAUAUUUUUAGUUAGAAGAGUAUACAAUGCCGCUGGGACUGAUAUUAGGUUUAGGGAGAUCUUUCAGAAGAAAGCGUACUUCAUCUCUUGAUAUUCUUACUACAAAACGGGUUCCUCGGGGCUUCUACAAGGGAAAGAAUUGCAAGCCUACUGGCUUUCACACUCGCAAAGGUGGUUAUGUUAUUAUGCAAGAGAAGCUGCCUAACUACGUAGUUCCAGAUUUGACCGAUUUCAAGGGGAAUCAAUCAGACAGGAAGAGAGGAAACAAACCGCCUUCCUCCUCAUCUAUUUCCACCUUGCUCAAGUGAGAGAAUCUCUUAUUUGACUGCCAUUGCUUCCAUGUUGUUAUGUUCUUCCAUAUGUACUAGUUUAUGCGGAUGUCUUGCUUUCUGAUUUCAGUAUCUGUAGUUAAUUAGUUUUUAAUUGACAAAAGAAUCUAGUAAACAAAAGAGAGAUGGUUUCGGUGUGCUUUUAUCCCCCUUAUUCCAUUCAUUUCAGUGCUUGCUUAAACGUAUAGCGUCAAGUCUCAUUCUCGCACGAACCAAAAGGAAUAGGGUUAUAUACAAGUCCUACAUCCCUUUGCAAUGGACUUGCAAGUCCUAUUCAAAGUUUGGGGGUCCAACAAUUCCUAUUCCUCCUAACCCUUUCCUAAUAAGUCUGGAAUUCUAUUAAUGUUACAUUUUGUCCCAAUCUGUCUUAAAUUGAUAAUUGGCUAUCAGACCACCUAGUUAUGAGAACUGUUACCUUCUCAAAAAAAGAGACCACCUAUUUAUAAGAGUGUAUAGUUUAAUGAUACUGUUUAUGAUAAUGGAAAUAACACUUGUUAUAUGAGGAUGAUGAUUGAUAUAAUAACAAUGCAGGCUCGUCGUAGAAGAAUAUGAUAUAAUGUAGGCAUUGGAAGCUUUACAGCUAUUUCUAAUGGUUAUCCAAUUAGAAAUUAUUUAAAUAUAUGUCACAUAUGAUAUAAGUAAUAAAUUUUCACACU
Molecule: messenger RNA, 1844 nt
Organism: Lycium ferocissimum
Lineage: Eukaryota; Viridiplantae; Streptophyta; Magnoliopsida; Solanales; Solanaceae
Exons: 3
Coding region: 886-1167 (93 amino acids)
Biological process (GO): translation
Cellular component (GO): mitochondrial large ribosomal subunit
Molecular function (GO): structural constituent of ribosome
Source: RefSeq, a predicted model, not a curated record